Ochlerotatus camptorhynchus is the source of this 453-nucleotide messenger RNA. RefSeq lists its product as uncharacterized. NCBI's taxonomy places the organism in Eukaryota, Metazoa, Arthropoda, Insecta, Diptera, Culicidae. The record is from RefSeq and is a predicted model, not a curated record. The transcript has a single exon. Bases 59 to 427 code for a protein of 122 amino acids. Gene Ontology annotation, biological process: proteasome assembly.
UCUCGCGUAAUCGUUAAAUAAGUAGGUUACAGUUGUUUGUGCGAGUGAGCAUAGAAAAAUGUCCGGGGAAAAAGCAUUCGACUACAUCGAAACUAUUCUAAUCGGUGAUCACCCAACGGACAUCGUCUACCACCGGUUCGCGAACAAGUCCUUUCUGCUGAUCACCCAACGACAGAAGGUGACCAAUGUAUACACGGUACGGAACCAGGCAAGCAACGAGCCCUGUGGAGGAGGAGGAGGAGGAGUUGGCCGGAUCUACUCGAUAAAGCACACAUUCGGAGCGGCUUCUGACGAAGCGGAAGCGGCAAUUAGGUAUUUGAUGAAUUUUAUCAAUAAGGACGACGAGAUUGUGAUUACGCUUGGUCUGAAAGAGAUCGAUAAAGCUUCGCUGGAUCAGAUUGGGGCGCAACUAAGGCGAAUCGUUUAGGGGCGGUAGGUGUUUGUGUUUUUCGA